This is a messenger RNA of Ceratosolen solmsi marchali, 2893 nucleotides long. RefSeq names its product sarcosine dehydrogenase, mitochondrial. The coding region runs from base 128 to 2893 and encodes 921 amino acids. Gene Ontology annotation, cellular component: mitochondrion. The transcript is spliced from 14 exons. Gene Ontology annotation, molecular function: protein binding. Lineage: Eukaryota; Metazoa; Arthropoda; Insecta; Hymenoptera; Agaonidae. The record is from RefSeq and is a predicted model, not a curated record.
UGACAUCUCGACAACGACCUCGACGGGCCACACUUCUCCUCGUCGGCUUAUCUGCCCGGCAGGCGGAUGCAGAGGACCGCCGCAGGCAUCGGUCGAUAAAACGCUUUUAUAAAAGGAGCUCCGGGCAAUGGCCAGAAGCACCAGACUCGCGGCGUCGCAGACGAGCCAACAAUACCUCGGUACACUCACGAGCAUCGUCAAGAGGGUCGAUCAGAUGCUGCGCGCCAUCAAGACCAAGUUGAUAAGAUGGAAUGACAGUCUUGUGCAUGGAAGAUCGAUCGUUAUCAAAAAAGCAGACGCCACUCCUUCGUCGUCAAAGGCGAUCGCGUUGCCCGAGUCUGCCGAAGUCGUUAUAAUAGGGGGAGGAAUCGCCGGGAGCAACGCCCUUUAUCAGCUGGCUAAACGAGGACUUCGGGCGGUCCUCCUCGAGCGUUCGAAGCUGACCGCGGGCACGACCUGGCACACUGCCGGCAUCGUCUGGAGUCUGCGCCCCUGCGAGAUCGAGAUCGAGCUGCUGCGCGCCACCCAGGAAACGCUCGAGGAGCUCGAACGGGAGACGGGCUCGAGCGCCGGCUGGACCAACAACGGCGGCCUAUUCAUCGCCCACAGCGAGACGCGCAUGGACGAGUACAGACGACUCGUCGACAUGGGCAAGGUCUUCGGGGUCGGCGCGAGUAUCCUCGGGCCCGAGGACGCCCGCGAGCUCUUUCCCCUCCUGAACCCCAAGUCCUUCCAGGGGGCGAUAUUCUCGCCCAGGGACGGAUCGAUCGAGCCAGCGGCAAUGGUUGCCGCCCUCGUCAAGUGUUCCGCUAAGCUUGGCGCGCAGGUGAUCGAGAACUGCCCGGUGACGCGGAUCCUGACGACGCGGAAAACCUUCGGCUUGACACAGAUAACCGGGGUAGAGACCGACCACGGCAUCAUCCGUACGAACUGCGUACUAAAUGCCUGUGGCGCCUGGUCCAGGAGCAUCGCAAGGAUGGUGAAGUUGGACAUCCCAUUGACUCCCAUGAAGCACGCUUAUAUCAUUACCGAGCCCAUGAAGAACGUGAGGGGGGCGCCCAAUAUACGCGAUCACGACUUCAAGAUCUAUUUCAAAGUCCAGGGGGAGUCGCUAAGUAUCGGGGGAUACGAGACCAAUCCCAUUAUUUUGCGCUGCGUGCCGCAGGACUUCGCGUUCGGGCUUUACGAGCUCGAUUGGAACGUGUUCAACGCGCACCUGGAAGCGAUGGUGAAGCUGGUGCCGAAGCUCGCAACGACGGGGAUAAAGUCGGCGGUCUGUGGUCCGGAGAGUUUCACGCCCGAUCACAAGCCGAUAAUGGGCGAAGAUCCGCGCUGCGACGGCUUCUUUUACUCAUGUGGCUACAACAGCGCGGGCAUGAUGUACAGCGGCGGCUGCGCUCAGCAAAUCGCCGACUGGAUCGUCAACGGCAGGCCCAGGAAGCACAUGUUCUCUCAUGAUAUUAGGAGAUUCACGCCCGACCAAACGAAGGAUAAGGUUUGGGCGAACGAAAGGACUCACGAGGCUUAUGUCAAAAAUUACUCCAUAAUCUUUCCACAUGAUCAGCCGUUAAGCGGAAGAAAUUUCAAAACCAGUCCACUUCACGAAAUGAUGAUAAAUGAAGGCGCCGUGAUGGAACAGCGACAAGGAUGGGAGAGACCGGCGUGGUACCUGAGGGAAGGCACAGCUCCGAUUUUACCUUACGAUUAUUAUGGGAAUUAUGGCACAUCGAAAAACGUGAAUCACAAGUACGAAGAAGUUUUGGCACAAGAUCACACCUUUAAUUUUCCUGUUCAUCAUGCUAACAUAAGGGAUGAAGCAUAUGCUUGCAGAAAUAAUGCGGCUUUAUUCGAUAUGUCGUGUUUUGGGAAAUUUUAUCUCUGCGGUCCAGACGUUCAAAAAGCUGCAAAUUUUAUUUUUACUGCAAAAACCGAUUCGAAUAUUGACAAAACAGUCUACACGUGCGCUCUGAAUAAGCACGGAGGUACCGAGGCCGAUUUGACAAUUACCUGGAUAUUGCCUGGAUCAAGUAGCGUAAUCGAUCCUAUUUUCAAAGGAAAAGCCUUGUACAUAGUCUCUGGAAGUAUAUCAUCCUAUCAUACGUGGGCUCACAUCAAUAAAACUAUUGCUGAGAAUAAUUUCAAUGUCAGUUUACACGAUGCAACUCACCAAAUAGGAAUUUUAUCCCUCCAAGGUCCAAAUAGUAAAAAAAUAUUACAAAAUAUAGUCGACGAGGAUAUUAAUGAUACGGAACUUCCAUUUUUAACAUCUAAAUUGGUCAGGAUUAAUGGGAAGCUUGUCAGAAUAUUUAGAAUUAGUUUUGUUGGCGAACUGGGUUAUGAAUUGCAUAUCCCAUUACAAUGUUGCAAAGCGAUAUAUCAAGCAAUUUUACAACGUGGAAAGCCAUAUAAAGUGAAACUGGCUGGCUACAGAGCUUUAUACAGUCUCAGUUGUGAAAAAGGAUAUCACUUAUGGAAUGCUGAUUUGAGAGCAGAUGAUAAUCCAAUUGAAGCAAAUUUAGGAUUUAUUUGUAGAAAAAAUGGAAAAUAUUUAGGUAGCGAUGUUGUUGAAAAUUUGCGCAAAAAUGGAGUUAAAAGGAAAUUGGUAACGCUGCACAUCAAACAGCAAGUUCCAAUAUGGGGAUUAGAAACAGUUUAUAGAAAUGGUGAAAUAGUUGGUUACUUAAGGCGUGCUGAAUAUGCUCACACUUUUGGUUACAGCAUCGGUCAUGUAUAUAUUAAACACCCUCGCAAUGAAAUUGUAACGACAACAUUCUUAAAGUCUGGCAAAUACGAAGUGGAAAUAUUGGGCCAAAUGUAUCGAGCAGAAAUAUAUUUGAAGAGCCCCUUUGACCCAAAUAAUAAAAGAUUAUUAAAUAAUUAUCAUGAAUUAUAA